CUAUUGUCUUAAAGCUCCACAUAUGUAUUGUCUUUGCUCAGCUAUCUAUCUCUCUCUCUCUCUCUCUCUCUCUCUCUCAUCUCUCGCCGGAGACUAUGGACACCGAAAUGCAGCCAAUCCGAAUCGGAGUAAUGGGAUGCGCCGAGAUAGCUCGCAAGGUCUCACGUGCCAUCCAGCUAGCUCCAAACGCCGUUAUCGCCGCCGUUGCAAGCCGGUCUUUAGAGAAAGCCAAACUGUUUGCUUCUUCCAAUGGCUACCCUGAAUCAGCAAAGAUCUACGGCUCUUAUGAAUCGAUUCUUGAAGAUUCAGAGGUUGAUGCUCUUUACAUCCCUCUCCCUACUAGCCUCCACGUUGAGUGGGCUAUACGUGCCGCUGAGAAAGGGAAGCACAUACUUCUUGAGAAGCCUGUGGCGAUGAAUGUGGCUGAGUUUGAUAAGAUUGUUUUGGCUUGUGAGACUAAUGGUGUUCAAAUUAUGGAUGGUACUAUGUGGGCUCAUCAUCCUAGAACGGCUAAGCUUAAGGAGUUCCUCUUUGAUUCAGAACGUUUUGGCCAGCUCAAAAAUGUACAUAGUUGCUUCACACUUGCUGGAGACGAAGAUUUCCUGGAAAACAACAUCCGUGUUAAACCGGAUCUUGAUGGUCUUGGUGCGCUCGGAGACCUUGGAUGGUACGCAAUCCGAGCAACUCUUUUCGCCAACAACUUCGAGCUUCCUAAAACCGCCACGGCCAUUCCAGGCAGCACCAUCCUAAACGAGCCAGGAGUGAUUCUAACAUGUGGAGCAUCUCUGAGCUGGGAAGAAGGACGAACCGCAACCAUACACUGCUCUUUCUUGGAAAACCUAACAAUGGAGAUAACAGCCAUUGGAACAAAAGGCAUGCUUCGUGUUCACGACUUUGUUAUCCCGUUUCAAGAGACCGAGGCAUCGUUCACCACUUGCACUAAAGGUUGGUUCAAUAAGGCAGUGACUGCUUGGGUUAAUCCCCCAAGUGAGCAUAUAAUUAAGACAGGGUUACCGCAAGAGGAGUGUAUGGUGAGAGAAUUUGCUAGGUUGGUUGGAGAAAUCAAGAACAAUGGUGCAAAGCCUGAUGGCUUUUGGCCUAGCAUUAUCAGGAAGACACAAAUGGUGGUUGAUGCUGUGAAAGAGUCUGUUGAUAAAAACUGUCAACAGAUUAGUCUCUUGGGACUCUAAAGAAAAGGGGCUAAAAUUAAGCAUUUUUGUGUUUGCAUUUAAUUAUCCGUAUGGUUUAAAUUUAUGUGAUAAAUCUCUUUUAGUGAUUAGUCUAUUUUCUUAUUUCCAAAGA
Messenger RNA from Thlaspi arvense, 1302 nucleotides. NCBI's taxonomy places the organism in Eukaryota, Viridiplantae, Streptophyta, Magnoliopsida, Brassicales, Brassicaceae. The record is from the annotation of a GenBank genome assembly.